This is a messenger RNA of Trypanosoma conorhini, 552 nucleotides long. Its product is annotated as putative tyrosine phosphatase. Gene Ontology annotation, molecular function: phosphatase activity. The coding region runs from base 1 to 552 and encodes 183 amino acids. NCBI's taxonomy places the organism in Eukaryota, Euglenozoa, Kinetoplastea, Trypanosomatida, Trypanosomatidae. The record is from RefSeq and is a predicted model, not a curated record. The transcript has a single exon.
AUGAAGAUAGCACCGCCGAACUUUGGAUACGUGGAAGAACGCAUUUUUCGCUGCGGCGCACCAGAACCGUGCCACUACACCUUUUUAGCCUCACUGAAGCUUCGCACGUGCGUGUUGCUGACGGACAGUCAUGACGAGGCCUUUGUACUUUGGCUUCGCGAAAACAACGUACGCACAGUGUGCCCGCUCCACGAUGAGUCGAAAGUGAAUACGCUCGGGGAAAAAAUGGGGUCUGUGGGCUACCACUCUGGGAGCAUGACUCUUUCGGAGCCAGUCGUUGUGGAUAUUUUGCACGUGCUCCUCGAUCCCAACAACUACCCGUUACUACUAACCUGCAGCGUAGGCCGGUAUCGGACUGGCAUAGUCUGUGGCUGCCUCCGUAAGUUGCAGGGUUGGAGUUUAGUGUCUAUCCUGGAGGAGUACCGCAGAUACGCACAGGAUAAGGGGCGCGCUGAAAACGAAGAGUUCAUCGAGCUCUUUGACAAGGAUCUAGUUAACCUGGAGCUUAAGGAGGGAUGCAAGCCAACUAUUCUGUACUCCCUCGACGUCUAA